UACUCUAUUACGGUUCCUAACUGAGUCUCUAACCAACUGACAUUGCUCUUCUCCCUGCUCUCUUUCUCUCACAACAAAAUUGUCUCUCUUCCAAGAAAAUUUACUUUCCGAGAAAAAUAUAACGAAGAUGACCCAUUUCUUUUACUACUAUUCUGCAUUGCUGUUCAUUAUUAUCUUCAUUGCACCUGUUUCUCAUGCAAGACCACAUCCCCAACCAGACCCAAGUUAUCAAGAGUUUGUAGUGAAUGCUACGGAUCUGCCAUCAGAGGACUACUAUGAUUACAUAAUUGUUGGAGGUGGUACUGCUGGUUGCCCAUUGGCUGCUACUUUGUCACAAUCUUAUAGAGUUCUUCUUCUUGAACGUGGUGGUGUUCCUUAUAGUAAACCCAAUGUGAUGACCCAAGAAGGGUUCCUCGCUACACUUACUGAAGUCAAUACCUUUGAUUCCCCUGCUCAGUCCUUCACUUCUGAGGACGGUGUCCCUAACGCUAGAGGCCGAAUUCUUGGUGGCAGCAGCGCUAUCAAUGCCGGCUUUUAUAGCCGCGCUGACACAGAGUUCUUUCGGCAAUCAGGUGUCAAUUGGGAUAUGAGGGUUGUGAAUCAGUCUUAUGACUGGAUUGAGAAAGCAAUUGUAUUUAGGCCUGAGCUUAGGAACUGGCAAUCGGCUGUUAGAGAUGGCUUGUUGGAAGCUGGGGUUGAUCCAUAUAAUGGGUUUAGUCUGGAUCAUUUGAUGGGUACUAAGAUUAGUGGCUCUACUUUCGAUGGGUCGGGAAGGAGACACAGUUCAGCUGAUCUUCUCAAUUAUGCCAAUGCUCGGAAUAUUAAAGUUGCUGUACAUGCAAGUGUGGAGAGAAUACUACUGGCUUCCACUUCCUUCUCAAGGUCUAAGAUUACAGCAAUUGGGGUGGUUUAUCGUGAUCAAAGAGGACAUUAUCACCAUGCAAUGGUGCAUGACAAUGGUGAGGUGAUACUAUCUGCCGGUGCCAUUGGAAGUCCACAAAUGCUAUUGCUGAGUGGCAUUGGACCGAGACCUUACCUAUCAACCUGGGGAAUUCCUGUUGCAUAUCAUCUUCCAUAUGUAGGGCAGUACCUCUAUGAUAAUCCUCGAAAUGGUAUCUCAAUCGUGCCUUCCAUCCCACUAGAGCACUCAUUGAUACAGGUGGUUGGCAUUACUGAUGUGGGGGCUUAUCUUGAGGCAGCUUCCAAUGUAAUCCCAUUUGCAUCUCCUGCUCGUUCCGUUUUCAUUAGGCCUCCAUUUGCACCUCUGUAUCUCACAGUGGCCACCCUUAUGGAGAAAAUCACUGGGCCACUUUCUACUGGUUCACUAAGGCUUGCUUCAACAGAUGUCAGAGUGAAUCCAAUUGUUCGAUUCAAUUAUUUUUCUCAUCCUCUGGAUGUAGAAAAGUGUGUAAAUGGAACUCGCAAGAUAGGGGAUGUGCUGAGGAGCCGGUCUAUGGAGGACUUCAGGUUCCAUGAAUGGUUUGGAGCUCGAAAUUUUAGAUUUGUAGGGCCUGCUCUGCCUAUUGACCAAUCUGACUUUCUGCAGAUGGCUGAUUUUUGUCAUCGAACUGUUAGCACCAUAUGGCAUUACCAUGGGGGUUGUGUUGUGGGGAAAGUGGUUGAUCGUGAUUAUCGGGUCCUUGGUGUUGGCUCACUUCGUGUUGUUGAUGGCUCAACAUUUACAGUAUCUCCUGGGACAAACCCUCAAGCUACAGUGAUGAUGCUGGGGAGAUACAUUGGGCUGAAGAUAAUCAACGAGCGAACGAAAUAUAAAUGAUCCUCGAUCCCUUUUGUGCUGAGAGAAUCCAUGUAUUACUGAUCUGACAGAUUGAUUUUACAUCUAUCGUUCCUGAAAAUAGUUACUUGUGCAAUUCCUAUAGAUGAAACGUGCUGCUGCAGAAUCACUGGCUAGUUUCAUUCAUUCAUUCUAAACAACAAAAUGUAUAAAGAAAUACUGACGCUUAGUUCAAACAGUGUGACUGAAUAACUGUUGAAGCAGAGACUGCUUCUUUGUUGUUUUGAGUUUUGCUAAAGGAGUACAUAGCAUAUGAAAUGUUUGAUAAGCAUGUCUUAGAAAUUGUAUAUGUAGCUAUGACUGCAUGGUGAAACAACUCUCCAGUCAGCUAUUGACAUUUUUGUACUUUCAGACUGCAAUCAAAUUCUCUGUACAAAGCUUUUUCUAAUUCUUGACAGAAAUUUUUUCCUUUGAAUAUCACAUCUUGAUUGUUAAUUUGGAUGUGCAUCAAUCCUUUAUUAAGCUGUUAGUGUUAUUGAUUGUGCUAUUGCUGAGAUGUAAUGUUUUUUUUUUUUCUUUUUUCUGAUCUAGUUAUUGAUUGUCAUUGCAGUGCUACUUAUUUUCUUCUACCUAGGAUGCAUUAUUAGCUGAAGAAAUCAACCUUCUUCUAUUUUUUAAGUCUUGUUUAAAUAUUAUUCUUUUGAGUUCCAAGUCUAUUUAGAGACUUUGACCUGUACGAAACCUGACCAAUGAAUAAAUGGGGCACUACCUGUUCCUCUAGA
This is a messenger RNA of Ricinus communis (castor bean), 2517 nucleotides long. Its product is annotated as (R)-mandelonitrile lyase-like. NCBI's taxonomy places the organism in Eukaryota, Viridiplantae, Streptophyta, Magnoliopsida, Malpighiales, Euphorbiaceae. Bases 128 to 1777 code for a protein of 549 amino acids. The transcript is spliced from 3 exons. The record is from RefSeq and is a predicted model, not a curated record. Gene Ontology annotation, molecular function: oxidoreductase activity, acting on CH-OH group of donors; flavin adenine dinucleotide binding.